Molecule: messenger RNA, 1342 nt
Organism: Raphanus sativus (radish)
Lineage: Eukaryota; Viridiplantae; Streptophyta; Magnoliopsida; Brassicales; Brassicaceae
Product: UBP1-associated proteins 1A
Exons: 2
Coding region: 81-1025 (314 amino acids)
Molecular function (GO): RNA binding
Source: RefSeq, a predicted model, not a curated record
UAUAUGUCUGUAUAGAGAGCGAGAGCGGAUAAUCGAACUAAUUAACCGACAAAACAGACUUUCUUUCCUUCUGUUCCGCAAUGCCGAAAACCCUAGACAAAUCUAAGAAGCGCAAAUCCGUCAAAACCAAAUCCUCCAACACCAAGAAGCAGAAGAUCGAUCAACCCGAAUCCUCCACGACGCCUUCCAGCUCAAGCUCCGACUCCACCGACUCCGAAUCGGACCAAGAAGAAUUCGACCCGGAAGAGCUCCGGGAGCUUCUCCAGCCCUACUCCAAGGAACAGCUAGUCGACCUAAUCUGCUCCGCCUCUUCCCAGAUCGGCUCCUCCAUCUACUCCGCCGUCCUCGAAGCCGCCGACCGCGACGUCACCCACAGGAAAAUCUUCGUCUACGGCCUUCCCUGGGAGACGACUCGCGACGCUCUCUUCGCCGUCUUCGGAGGAUACGGAGAGAUCGAGGAGUGCACCGUCGUUAUAGACAAGGUCACUGGUAAAGCCAAAGGCUUCGGGUUCGUUACGUUCAAGUCGAGGAGAGGAGCUAAAGAGGCUCUCAAGGAGCCCAAGAAGAGGAUUCUCAACAGAACAGCGACGUGCCAGCUAGCUGCGAUGGGGCCUGGGAAGGGGCAAGACAUGGCCACUGCUGGUCCGGUGAAGAUAAGUUUGGGACAGUCUCAGUCUCAGCAACAACAGCAGCAGGUGUUUAACGGUGGUGGUGGGAUGGCUGCGUCGCCGUUUAUGAUGGGGAACCAGUACCAUCCGGUUUACGGAGGUGGUAUGAUGGGGAAUCCAGGUUUAGCAGCUGCAGCAGCUGGUGGAGGAUACAUGUAUCCGAUGUUGGCUAGUGCGUUGGGUCAGAUGGGUGGGAUUGUUGGUGAUCCUGGUUUGUCAGCACUCGGGCCUUACUUUGGAGGAGGUCAGAGUCUUCCUCCUACUGCUUAUUCUGAUCCGGAGACCAUCGGGAAAAGAGGGAGUGGUAAAGAUUCGGAUGCUGGUGGUGGCUCGUUUAAUGGCUACUCAAACUAUUAAUGAUGAUGUGAGCUGAGCAUGAGAAUGAUAAAAACAUGCGGGUUCUGUGGUUUCUAUUUUACAUGUCUUUCUCCCAUCUCCGUUUCUUCUGUUUCACUUUGUCUUUUAUUGAUAUUUACAUCAAGUCAGUAUUUCUUUUUUUCGGUUUUAUUGUAUGUUUUCUUUUUUUUUUAUCUUCCAUUUAGUUUAACUUUUGUCCGAUGCAGUUUGAUAGACAGUCUGUUCUGUUACUCAACUAAUUCUGUGUUGUGAUCAUUCGUUGAACAAUACGACCUCUGUGCAAUCAUUGUUGUCUUCUAUAAAGCCGUUUUUGUGUA